Bombus impatiens (common eastern bumble bee) is the source of this 3691-nucleotide messenger RNA. RefSeq lists its product as uncharacterized. The record is from RefSeq and is a predicted model, not a curated record. Gene Ontology annotation, biological process: RNA methylation; piRNA processing; siRNA processing. Lineage: Eukaryota; Metazoa; Arthropoda; Insecta; Hymenoptera; Apidae. Gene Ontology annotation, cellular component: nucleus; cytoplasm. The transcript is spliced from 5 exons. Gene Ontology annotation, molecular function: RNA methyltransferase activity; O-methyltransferase activity. Bases 142 to 3513 code for a protein of 1123 amino acids.
AUCGUUCUACCAAUCAGAUUGAAUUUGGUAACCACCUUCAAAACAAAAUAAUAUGGCUGGUAUUACGCAUAACGGAAAGUUAACCGGGAUGCGUUAAUAAAAUUUUAUAGCGAUCAAAAUCAUUUGAUCCUUGUUAGUGACAUGAUUAUUGUGCUCAUCCAUGUGAUCUAUUUCUUUGGCAAGUUUGUAUAUCAGAAUUAUCGAAGCAAAAGACAAAACACAAUGGAUAAUGAUACGGUUAACAUGGAGCUAGGAUGCAACAUUUCUAAAAGUGAUUGUAGAAUGGUAGAUCCUGAGACACCUCAGACUUUUGAAGAAAAUAUCAAAUUUUUCCCGCCGGCGUACAUCCAAAGAUAUGCUGCUGUCGCCGAUGUACUUAGUAGUGAGAGAUAUCGAGGAAAAUUACGCAAGAUCGUUGACUUUGGAUGUGCAGAACUUGGUUUUUUAACACACCUAAAAAAUACAGGAGGCAUACAAGAAAUAUUAUGCGUGGAUAUUAAUAGACCGCUUUUAGAAGCUUAUAAAAGUAGAGGUGCUCCCUUAGUAUCUGAAUAUUUACAUAGAAGAACCGCACCUUUUGUGAUUGAGAUAAGCGAAGGUUGUGUUACUCAAAAUGACAAGAGGCUAGAAAACACAGAUGCUGUAAUCUGCAUAGAAUUGAUCGAGCAUUUGUAUCCAGAUACUUUAAUAAAUUUCCCUUACAAUAUUUUUGGCUAUAUCAGACCAGUAUUGGUAGUGAUAACAACUCCAAAUGCGGAGUUUAAUACAUUAUUCCCAAACUUUUCUGGAUUUAGACAUCCUGAUCAUAAAUUUGAAUGGACCAGGCAACAAUUUCAAGAUUGGGCUCAAAAUAUUAUUUUAAGAUACCCCAAUUAUAUAGCAACAUAUCAUGGGAUUUGUAAAGGCCCAGAAGGCUCAGAACAUUUAGGAUGUUGUACUCAAAUGGCUGUUUUUCAUCGCGUCGGUGAGAAGGAAGAAGUGUAUAGCCCUGGCAUUGAAAAUUUAUUUAAAGUUGUAGCUAGAUACGAAUACCCGUUUCAAAUAGAUAAUCGCUCAGAUGAAGAAAAGAUUGUUGACGAAGCAUCGUACUACAUUAGACAUUUAUCGUAUCAAGACGAUAUGGAAGAAGAAGUUCCAUUAAAACUAAUAUUAAAAAUGUUACAUACGUUUCCAAUUACUAUGGAUGAAUUGGAAACAAUUUUAGGGGACGCUGGCUGGGCAAUUGAAGAGCGUGAAGAUGGCCCUGUUGUCUUAGUACCACCACCUACUACGUAUUCUGAUACUACAGUAGGUGGGCCUCUUUGGAGUAAUGACAUGUAUGCUUCGGAGGAAGAUGAGUGGAAUAUGGAAUCCGAACAACCUAUAAAUUACAGCAGAGACAGACAAGAAGAAUCGGACAAUGAAGAUUGGGACGUAGAAUCAAGUAUCGUUAUACCUGCUAUGUCACAAAAUAAUUCUACGCUUGAAGACAAUACUUAUCUUUAUGACGAAAAUGAUGUUUUACACAGUAAUGAAUUUGAAACGACAAGAAGUGCCGAAGUUCCUGAUAAAUACAGUGAAAUUAACAACGAAGGAAAUAUAGAUUCAAUACUUGGCACAGAUAAUUUCAAUAAAUCAUUUGACAAUAAUGAUCCAUUGUACUUAAAUGAAUCAACAGAAUUAUCUGAUUCUCCCGUAACAAGAAAACUUAAAAGUUUGUAUAUAACAUCGGACAUACAAGAUGAUGCUAUAUCAGAUACUGCACAAAAACUUAAUUGUACGUUAGAUCUAGUUUACAUGUCCCUUUCACGGGCCUCUACUUCGCCUGAGCCAUAUCUUUUACACGCCGUUAAGAUGGACCAACAAUUAACAAACGAUAGUAUAUGUAAUCAAAGCAUGAGCGACCACUGGAUGUUAAACAAUUCGCUCCAACAGGAAAAUAUAUCAAUUAACACCAUCGCAGAUGUAAAUGAUGAAGAAAGCAAGAAAUCAUCGUUAAAAUAUGAUCUUGAUGGACAUGAUCACCUAAACGAUAUUUAUUCAAAUACAUUAUAUAAAGAAGAUAAAGAUUCUGACAAUGAUACUAACACAGCAGCAAGUACAAACCCUAUCGAUCUAAAUCAAAUGCAAAGUAUCCAACAGAGUAGUAAUGUCUCGGAGCAUAAUUGUCAUCUAAAAGAUCAAUUGCAAUCAGACAAUAGUAUAGUUUCUGUUAAUGAUAUUGUAACAGACAAUCAACCACAGUUUACAAGUUCACCAAAAAUAGAAACUAGAGCAAGUAGCGUGGGUAAAAAACGAAGAUCUCUUGAUUUCAAGGAGGAGGAGAAUAAUACUAAUUCGUUAAAUAUAUCACAGAAAUGUCAGUUCACAAGCCCUGGUAGUAAUAAUAGUAGAAAUGAGGUACUUUUACAAAGUAAUAUUGAUACAAAUAUAACUGCUAUGUCAGGCAUUAAACCAAAUACAAUAGGAAAAAGGUAUGGUAAACAAGAUACUUCUAUGUAUCAGAAUGAUACGAAAGUAAAAAGUGGGAACGAGUUAAUAAAGAACUUUGAUCAAGAUACACUUAAUAGUAGCGAUACAGCAACAAUAUGUCCUACAUUAGAUGAUAAUAAACAAACAAUAGAGGAAUUGCCUGAAACGAAUUCUUUAAGUAGUAACAAUGGCACGAAAAGUAACGAAAUAUUACAAAGGGAAAUUACAGAUCCUAGUGCUACAGAAAAGUUGGUAAAGGAAGAAAAAGAACUUCCUGCAAUAAAUAAAAAUAACAUACAAUCAGUAAAUUGUGAUACAAAAAUUCAAUUGACGAAAAAUUCAAUUAAUGAAAAGACUGAUCUAAAAUCUGAAUUACAUAAUGAUCAUGAUUUAAGGAGCGUUGUUACCGAAAUGUUUUGUAAUGAUGCCAAAGAUACAAGAGAUAUUGAGUCCACAUCAGUAUUAAAAAAUGAGAAACAAGAUGAAUGUAACGUAGAGAAUCGCGAAUUGAAACCUUCUCCAGAAACUGUGGAAACACCUUCAAGUAGUUGGUCUCCGGAAGUAAUAGAUUCCGGAUAUCCAAAUAGCGCUUCCGCUCAAGAUAUGACACAGGAAUACGCUCUAUCAAGUAUAGCGCAAGGUCAUAUAUCCGAUUCUGAAUCCCCAAAUAUAGCAGAAGUUCUAAGACCCGAAAUUCCCGAUGAGAUCGAAGUUGAAAACGGUGAUCUUGCAAAUAAUAACAGAGAUGGUGAAGGUAAUAAUAUGAUUGCUGCAGAAUUAAACGAGCUGGAAGACUUACAACCCUUCAUUGAAGUACUGGAAAAUGAUAUUGAAAACGAGAAUGAUAUUUAUGGUAUAGAGAAUGACUUCCCUAUAUGGUUGCUAGGAAUAUUAAAUAUGGCCAACCCAAUUGAUGUGGACAUAGGCAUGCAGAAUCACAGGGAAUUGAUGUUUCCAAACAGAGCAGCAGGUGACAACGCAAGGUACGUAAAUAUGGAACGCGAUGAAGGUUUUGAUAAUAGUUCUGAAGAGAAUAGCGAUUUAGAAAAUAAUGAAAUGUAAAUGAUGUUAAUGAAAAUGCGCUAAUGAAUAGUGUCGAUGACGAUAAUGAAAAUGCGCUAAUGAAUAAUGUCGAAGACGACAAUGAAAAUGCGCUAAUGAAUAAUGUCGAAAACGACAAUGAAUAUGCGCUAAUGAAUAAUGUCCAAAACGAUAAUGAAAAUGCUUCUAACCGAAAUAG